Messenger RNA from Pezoporus occidentalis (night parrot), 760 nucleotides. Its product is annotated as sulfotransferase 1 family member D1-like. Gene Ontology annotation, molecular function: aryl sulfotransferase activity. Gene Ontology annotation, biological process: sulfation. Lineage: Eukaryota; Metazoa; Chordata; Aves; Psittaciformes; Psittacidae. Gene Ontology annotation, cellular component: cytoplasm. The record is from RefSeq and is a predicted model, not a curated record.
AUGGCGCCGCCUGGCGCUCAUCGAGCUGCUUCCCCUUAGAUAGUGAAGACCCAACUCCCUGUCCAGCUGCUCCUGGCCUCCUUCCAGGACAAGGGGUGCUCUGCCCCAGACAUCCACAUUCCCUCUGCUGUCAUCUACAUGGCCUGCAGCCCCAAAGAUGUUGUCAUCUCCUCCUACUGCUUCUAUCAGAUGUCCAAGACUCCUGACCCCGGCACACUGAGAGAGUUCCUGGAGACCUUUAUGGCUGGCAAAGUAGCCUAUGGGUCCUGGUAUAAGCACGUGUGGGGAUGGUGGGAGAAGUAGCAGAAAAAGCAGCUCCUCUCCCUCUUCUGUGAGGACAUGAAGAAGAGCCCACAAUGUGAGGUGCAGAAGAUCCUGUGGUUCCUGGGCAAGGAGGUGGUGCAGAGGAUGGUGGUGAGGAUCCUCCACUGUAUGUCCUUUGGCCAUGUGAGGAAGAACCCUGCUGCCAACUAUGAGGCCAUGUGCACUGCCCUUAUGGACCACAGCCUCUCACCCUUCCUCUGGAAAGGUGGGUUUUAACCAGUGGUGGAGGGCUUGAGAGGGGUGUUCCUGAGCUGCACUGCAGUCCUCAUCCACAGCUCCACAUAUUUCAGCGGUGUCAGGAUUUGCCCCACUCACUGUCCUGCCUGCAGGGAUCUCCAGGAACUGGAAGAAUCACUUCGCUGUGGCACAGAAUAGCCCAGAAUUACUGGGAGCAAUGGUAGGCUCCGAUGUCAUCUUCCAGAUGGAGGCAUGGGGA